This is a messenger RNA of Colletotrichum aenigma, 432 nucleotides long. RefSeq lists its product as uncharacterized. The record is from RefSeq and is a predicted model, not a curated record. The transcript is spliced from 3 exons. Bases 1 to 432 code for a protein of 143 amino acids. Lineage: Eukaryota; Fungi; Ascomycota; Sordariomycetes; Glomerellales; Glomerellaceae.
AUGCCCGUUGCCGAGGUCUUUGUGGCUAUUCAAGAGCCCGAUUCCGUCGAGACCAGGGAUCUCGCCCUGAUCACAGGCCUCGAGGCCCCAUCCACCGGCCAAAUCAAGCGCUUCAAGUUCAAGAUCCACGUCGUCAACGCCGCCGCCCGGGUCCUAGGCAUCAUCAUCAUCGACCACACCAUCAACCUGCUGCCCGGCAGCCACGAGAGCAUCGCGGCCAACUUUGACAAGCUCACCAACGCGGCGCAGAACGCCGUCUUCGACUUUGCGACGAGCAUGGUUUCUGGUGUCUUUGAUCUCACCCUCAUUGCGGCUGGUGUCGCUACCGGUAUUGCCUCGUCUAGUGGUAUUCACCUUGGCGGCACCGUUGUUGCGAAGACACUGCAUGUCUUCAAUGAGAACAAUGCCAAGAUUGGUUCAAUCAACCUUUGA